AUGGGCCUGGAAUGUUGUAAACCAAACUACCCCAUCGAAGAUGAAUCAGACGAAAAAGAGGUGGUCCGCUUUUUUAUGGUUGGUAUGGGUGGUGCUGGAAAGUCAACAGUUAUACGACAAUUAAUGAAACUUUGUAUCGACUGUCCAAAUUCAUAUAAACUUUAUGACAGCGAAUGGGUUGAGAAGACGAGCAUUCACAGCGAGGGAGAUCUUCGAAAGUGGAAAAUUGUCAUCCAGCACAACAUUCUUGAGGCUUUCUGCAAUACCAUCAAACAAAGCAAACUGUUUGGAUUUGAAUUCAACGGAUUGCAAAGCCUAGUUGUCUCUGAAGUAGAGAAACUAUGUGGUGACGUCCGAACGCUGCACCUUCGUACAGCCGAAUGGUCACCCUUUUUCAAUGAAGAACUUGGACGAAAACUCAUAACUUUAAUUUCAAAUGAAAAGGAUCCUAUAAAGUGCGCAUUAAAACGAUGUCACGAAUUUGCUGCCGAAUAUCGACUUCCCGAUGGUGUCGAUCACUUCAUUACUCCGCAAAAAAUCAUGGAGUAUGCUAGGGCGGAUACACUUCCAGAUGAAGAUGACAUUGUUCACGCUCGAAACCCAACUUCAGGUCUCGAUUAUUACCAUUUUCUAGUUCACAAAAUGAGAAUACAAAUCCACGAUAUGGGUGGUCAAAUGGUUGAAAGGAAAAAAGUUCUCGAAUACCUCUCACACUGGAUUUCGGAUUCAAAACCAAACCACCGAAAUUUUAUUUUAUAUGUAGUAUCCAUUGCCGACUACAACGUCAUUCAUCCUAGUAGACGUCAAUAUACUCUGCUCGAUGAAAGUAUCGCUUUUAUGAAGAUGAUCCUUAAUCUCAGUCAAGUACAAGAAUGUGGUUUUCUCAUUUUCUUUAACAAAUCAGACAUAUUUGACGAGAAAGUCAGCGAUGAACACUUCAGGCCGGAUUUCAGGACUUUCCUCAAAGAAUUUAUCAAAGAAGAUGAGCUUAAGAAAUAUGAACGAGGAGCUCCUGUGAAAAGUGAAGUGUUCCGCAAAGCAAUAGCAAACAAAUUCGCUAAGGAAAUAUCAAAUAAUGCAGUAAAACGAAAAGCUCCCGUAUAUCACAGGUAUGUUUACCUGUGCUGUUGA
Messenger RNA from Enterobius vermicularis (human pinworm), 1131 nucleotides. Lineage: Eukaryota; Metazoa; Nematoda; Chromadorea; Rhabditida; Oxyuridae. The record is from the annotation of a GenBank genome assembly.